Messenger RNA from Perkinsus marinus ATCC 50983, 547 nucleotides. RefSeq lists its product as hypothetical. The record is from RefSeq and is a predicted model, not a curated record. Lineage: Eukaryota; Perkinsozoa; Perkinsida; Perkinsidae. The transcript has 5 exons. Bases 1 to 495 code for a protein of 164 amino acids.
AUGCAGGAGGAAUCGGUAGAGAGGGAGCUUCGUUUGGCUGAUGUGAUGGCAAAAAAGGUGGACAAUAUGAAGACACAUCGAAAGGAGAUCGACAGGCGACCUAGACAGCAGUGGAUCAGGAAGGGCGCCGGUGCUGAGGCUAUUGAUUCUGCGUCGAAGGUGCCCAAGACGAGAUCGGAGAAACGAGCUGCUAGGAAGUUGGAAGUUCAGCAGGCGAAGAAGGAUCAGGAGAGGGCGGAGCGGAGGCAUGAGGAGGGCAUGCAGAGGGGCCUGGCUAAACGGAUGAGGAAGAAGGACAGAGGUGGGCGCAUGCGUGCUGGCUUCGAGGGUGAAGAGGACCGAACUGAUAUGGCCCCUAGUAGGAAGAAGAAGGGCAAUAAGAAGGUCUCUAAAGGACCCUCUGCCCCUGCCGCCCAAGCGAAGGCUAGAGGAGUCGACAAGUCCAUUAAGAAGCAGAAGGGCCCUAAGGGCAAGUCCCGCUACAGAAAGCGAUGAAAUAUCCCUUACGUAUUUACCACGUUCCUCAACACUUAACGUUUCCACCCAC